Molecule: messenger RNA, 2010 nt
Organism: Toxoplasma gondii ME49
Lineage: Eukaryota; Apicomplexa; Conoidasida; Eucoccidiorida; Sarcocystidae
Product: transporter, major facilitator family protein
Exons: 4
Coding region: 161-1756 (531 amino acids)
Biological process (GO): transmembrane transport
Cellular component (GO): membrane
Molecular function (GO): transmembrane transporter activity
Source: RefSeq, a predicted model, not a curated record
UCGUGCGAUUCUGUUUCUGUUCCGUUGACAACCUCGUUUAUGCUUCUAGCUAUAUCCUCAAGUCUUGUCGCAGUUAGCUGUACCAUGUCUUGUCUCCACCAGCGAGAAAUGGGAUGGUAACUGCUCGAAAUAUGCAUUGAAGAAGAUCGAUUCUUCAGAGAUGAGAUCUUCUUCGGCUGAUGAGAGUAAGUCUGGUGCUCCUCUUCUCGGUGACCAGCAAGAUGUUGAAAAUGGCGCUGCUGCUGCCGAGGAUCCAGCGCAGCCAGCGCAAAGGAGGAAGCGAUUCACGUGCCAGGAAUUAUUCUGGUGCCCGGAAACAGGCUACCAACCAGGUGGCCGAUCAGCUGUUUUGUCGACGUAUACAUACGCCGCAGUCCAUGGUGCCACUGACCAACUGUUGCCAGCCAGUUUCAAGUCGCUUGAGAUUGACCUGAGACUUUCUCCAGUGGGACUAGGUACAGCAUCGUCGUGCUCCCGUAUAGCGCACGCCAUAGCAUGCCCACUCUGGGGUUUAGCAAUUGACUGCUGCGGUCGUCGUCGAAUGUUUGCAUCUACUGCUCUUGGAUGGGGGUUGGCCAGUGCUCUGUUUUUCUUUGUUUGGAUGCCAUGGCAAGUGAUGCCGCUCAUGUGCUUCACUGGCCUGUUCAUGGCAGCCAUGGGGCCCCUUUCCCAAAAGGUUUUGUCUGAAGAAGUUCCCGCCGAGAGUCGUGGAACGAGCUUCGGAACGAUGCACUUCUUCCAGUCCUUGGGGCGAAUCAUAUCUUUGCAGGCCGCAACUUCUGUCUCUGGCUUGUUUAUUCUUGGCGCUGAAGGGUGGAGAUACGCUUUCGCCAUGUGUGGACUGGUAUCUAUAGUCAUGGCUAUCUGCCUGGGCCUGCGAGUACCAGAUUCUGCAGAACAGAAGAGACUUCAAAAAUCUUCUGGAGUCAAAUGGUUUUCGCCAAAGGAGCUUUUGUACGUUUUGUGGAACGGAAGCUUUUGGUCAAUGCUCCUCGUGGGAAUCCUAAAUGGCAUACCUCGGUCUGCUCUAAAUUUCUGCACAAUGUGGUUCCAAUACUGCGGCAUCACAGACUGGUGGUCUUCGUUCAUCGUAUCCGCCAGCUGGAUCGCAGCGAUGUUCGUUGCACCAUUUGUUGGGUGCUUGGGCGAUUAUGCUUCGCGUCUUUCUCGUGACCACGGUCGACCACUUGUGGCGCAGAUUUCCCUCAUUCUUCGCUCCGGGCUUAUGGCCAUCUUGUUGACCUGCAUCCCACUACAACCAUCGUCGUUUUGGAUUUUCCUGGUACUAUCGGUCCUUAUCGGCUUCCUCGCAGGGUGGCCAGGCGUAGGGGUGAACAGGCCGAUAUUAUCAGAAAUAGUAAAACCCCAGCACCGAGCGACGGUUUUUGCGUUAGUGUCGACAUGCGAAGGAAUUGGAGCUGCGCUUCUUGGGGCACCGCUGGUCGGUUUUCUGAGUCAGACGGUCUUCGGGUAUAUCAGUGUGGAUCACUCGCACAAGCUCGUUGCGUUGACUGACCUUCAGCGUCAGAGCAACGCUAGGGCCUUGUCCAGAGCAAUGCUUUGCAUGACCGUUGGGCCGUGGAUUGCGAAUGUGCUGGUCUACUGCAUUCUCCACAAGACGUACAGAAAAGAUAGACAGCUGCAAACUGUAUUCGAAGAUGCUCCAGCGAAUGCCGAAAACAGGAUUGAUGCGGCCCAGCAGGAUGUUUCGUGUGGAGACAACCGACCACAACGAUAUAAAAGUGCGCUAUCGUAGUAUUUCACGUAUGGUCAGCCCAUGUUAGUGUUCAAUUCUUGGCGCAUUGCUUCCACUUGCCGUCUCCCGGUGAAAUUGAUGCGAACUAAGGGACCAUGCAGCAUGCACAUAUGCGGUGAAACUGCGACAGCUGGUUGCUGGUUCCUGUUUUCCGCAUCUUUAAUCCGUUUUCAGUGCGUACUGCGGAGCAACGUUAAACGAAGAGCAAAGACGAGCAACGGUGACGAAAAAAACGUGGAUAUUCAUUAUCUCUG